This is a messenger RNA of Phoenix dactylifera (date palm), 848 nucleotides long. RefSeq lists its product as uncharacterized. NCBI's taxonomy places the organism in Eukaryota, Viridiplantae, Streptophyta, Magnoliopsida, Arecales, Arecaceae. The record is from RefSeq and is a predicted model, not a curated record.
UCUUGCGGCUUUAUCUCUCUCUUUUUCUGAGGCCUCCCGAGUUUCCUGUGAAGUCCUGCGAACCGCAGCUUUUUUGCUUCCCUCUCAGCUUGAAACACUAAAUUUUCUUCAAAAUUUGUUUGAAGGCUUUGGGACGUAGGAGAUUGAUGGGGACGAGGGAAGCGUACGAGGAGAAGCUCCGGACGGGCAAUCUUUAUCACGAUCCCACCAUGAACCCUGGCCUCGGCUCCCCCCGCUGCCCCCGUUGUCUCUCCCUCAUAAACCCUAACGCGGAAAAACGGGAGUGGACGAUCACUUCUUCGUUGCAUGAUGCGACUGCUGUGGCUGGUUCGGUGGCUGGCGCAAGGCUUGGUGCUUUCCACGGAUUGAAUACGGGGAUUCCAUUUCUCCAAAAGCACGUGAAAGGACCCAAAUGGCUGCAUUUCUUUAUUGGGCUUCCUCCAUUACUCAUGUUUUCUGUAGCUAGUGCUGCAUUUGGAGCUUAUGCAGUUCCCGAGUUCGUCCAGCUCACUGUGAGAUCCUCUUAUGCUGCUUCAAGUGCAUCACACUACGGUAUAUCACAGAUCACCAGAUAUGUGGAAGCUGCCCGUUCAUCUCACAAUCUUCAUGAUAAGCCCAGAUGAUGAGGAUACAGAGCCCCACUCUUUGUGACAUGUUAAUCAACAGGUCAUGCCUCUAAAUGCUUUUCAGGAAAACAAACUCCCCCAACGGAUUUACAAGGAUGGAUGUGUUUUUUUGUGUGCUUUCUUUGGUAUAAAAUUGUUUAUAUUAUUUAUCUCCAACCAAAUAUAUGAAUCCGUGAUGUCUCAAAUGCUGUUUUCAAGUAUGCUCAUUCAAACUUUUAUCAA